AUGUCCAGAGGCUCGAGCAGCCUCCUGCCCGCAGGCCAGCAGCCCUGCCCGGCUGACAGGAUGACGGAGAAGCCCAAGAAGGCGAGCAGAAAGUUCAAGUUCUUCAAGUUCAAGGGCUUUGGGAGUCUCUCCAACCUCCCCCGGGCCUUCACUCUGAGACGGUCCUUGGCUCCCGCCACUCUCCGGCCGAACCUAACGCCCGAAAUCUUCGAGGCCACGCAGGACGACAUGGUGACUGUCCCCAAGAGCCCCCCGGCGUACGCCCGGUCCAGCGACAUGUACAGCCACAUGGGCACCAUGCCUCGGCCCAGCUUCAAGAAGUCUCAGAACCCAAAGGCCGCCAGGGAGAACGGGGAGGCCGGCCCUGAGCCCCACCCCGAGCCCCGAGGCCUGCCUGACCCCCCAGGCCUGCCUGACCCCCCAGGCCUGCCUGACCCCCCAGGCCUGCCUGACCCCCCAGGACUGCCUGACCCUCCAGGCCUGCCUGACCCCCCAGGCCUGCCUGACCCUCCAGGCCUGCCUGACCCCCCAGGCCUGCCUGAGCCCCCAGGCCUGCCUGACCCCCCAAGCCUGCCUGACCCCCCAGGCCUGCCUGACCCUCCAGGCCUGCCUGAGCCCCCAGGCAUGGAGGCAGCCGAAGAGGAGGCGGGGGAGACCGGAGCCCCCCCGGAGGACACAGAGGUGAAACCCAGCCCUUCAGCAGUGGAGGCCAGCCCCGCGAGAGAGCCUGAGGGCCUCGGGGCAGACACAGAAGAGGAGACAGAUCCCAGGAAUGCACCCCCAGACAGGGCUGCUGGAGAGCCGGAGGCCGGCGGGGACUACGUGAAGUUUUCCAAGGAGAAGUACAUCUUGGACUCGUCGCCUGAGAAGCUGCACAAGGAGCUGGAGGAAGAGCUCAAACUCAGCAGCACAGACCUCCGCAGCCACGCCUGGUACCAUGGCCGCAUCCCCCGGGAGGUGUCGGAGACCCUGGUGCAGCGCAACGGCGACUUUCUCAUCCGGGACUCGCUCACCAGCCUGGGUGACUACGUGCUCACGUGCCGCUGGCGCAACCAGGCCUUGCACUUCAAGAUCAACAAGGUGGUGGUGAAGGCGGGCGAGAGCUACACCCACAUCCAGUACCUGUUCGAGCAGGAGAGCUUCGACCACGUGCCCGCCCUGGUGCGCUACCACGUGGGCAGCCGCAAGGCCGUGUCGGAGCAGAGCGGCGCCAUCAUCUACUGCCCCGUGAACCGCACCUUCCCGCUGCGCUACCUGGAGGCCUGCUACGGCCUGGGCCAGGGCGCGGGCAAGGCGGCCGGCCCCGCCAGCCCCGCCGGCCCCAAGGGCAGCCACAUGAAGCGGCGCAGCAUCACCAUGACCGACGGGCUCACCGCCGACAAGGUCACCCGCGGCGACGGCUGCCCCACCAGCACGUCCCUGCCCCACCCCCGGGAGUCCAUCCGCAGCUGUGCGCUCAGCAUGGACCAGAUCCCAGACCUGCACUCGCCCAUGCCCCCCAUCUCCGAGAGCCCCAGCUCCCCCGCCUACAGCACCGUGACCCGUGCUCACGCUGCCCCCACAGCCCCCACAGCCACCGUGCUGCCCGCCUCCCCGGUCACCCGCCGCUGCAGCGAACCCCAGCUAUGCCCCGGAAGUGCCCCAAAGCCCCCCGGAGAGCUGGACAAGGGCCCUCACGCCAGUCCUUCCCACACCCUCGGCAAAGCCUCCCCAUCCCCGUCGCUCAGCAGCUACAGCGACCCGGACUCCGGCCAUUACUGCCAGCUGCAGCCUCCGGUCCGUGGCAGCCGCGAGUGGGCAGCAGCCGAGGCCUCCGGCCGGCAGGCCAAGAGCCAGGGAGAGCGGCUGAAGGAACUGUCAGAGAAUGAGACCCCCGACGGGGCCUUCACAGUCCCCAUCAUAGAAGCCACCUCCUCCUUCAACCCGGCCACGUUCCAGUCACAGCUCAUCCCCAAGGAUAACCGGCCGCUGGAGGUGGGCCUCCUGCGCAAGGUCAAGGAGCUGCUGGCCGAGGUGGACGCCCGGACGCUGGCUCAGCACGUCACCAAGGUUGACUGCCUGGUUGCUAGGAUACUGGGCGUUACCAAGGAGAUGCAGACCCUAAUGGGAGUCCGCUGGGGCAUGGAGCUGCUCACCCUCCCCCAUGGCCGGCAGCUACGACUAGACCUGCUGGAAAGGUUCCACACCAUGUCCAUCAUGCUGGCUGUGGACAUCCUGGGCUGCACGGGCUCCGCGGAGGAGCGGGCCGCGCUUCUGCACAAGACCAUCCAGCUGGCCGCGGAGCUCCGGGGCACCAUGGGCAACAUGUUCAGUUUCGCCGCGGUCAUGGGCGCCCUGGAUAUGGCCCAGAUUGCCCGGCUGGAGCAGACAUGGAUGACCCUGCGACAGCGACACACGGAGGGUGCCAUCCUCUACGAGAAGAAGCUCAAGCCGUUUCUCAAGAGCCUCAACGAGGGCAAAGAAGGCCCGCCGCUGAGCAACACCACGUUUCCUCACGUGCUGCCGCUCAUCACUCUGCUCGAGUGCGACGCGACCCUGGCCGAGGGACCCGAGCCCUGGGGCAGCACGGAGCACGGCGUGGAGGUGGUGCUGGCGCACCUGCAGGCGGCCCGCACCGUGGCGCACCACGGAGGCCUGUACCACACCAACGCCGAGGUCAAGCUGCAGGGGUUCCAGGCCCGGGCCGAGCUCCUGGAGGUGUUCAGCACGGAGUUCCAGAUGCGCCUCCUCUGGGGCAGCCAGGGCGCCAGCAGCAGCCAGGCCCGGCGCUACGAGAAGUUUGACAAGGUCCUCACCGCCCUGUCCCACAAACUGGAGCCUGCCGUCCGCUCCAGCGAGCUGUGA
Messenger RNA from Pipistrellus nathusii (Nathusius's pipistrelle), 2844 nucleotides. Lineage: Eukaryota; Metazoa; Chordata; Mammalia; Chiroptera; Vespertilionidae. The record is from the annotation of a GenBank genome assembly.